This is a messenger RNA of Malus domestica (apple), 1002 nucleotides long. RefSeq lists its product as uncharacterized. The record is from RefSeq and is a predicted model, not a curated record. Lineage: Eukaryota; Viridiplantae; Streptophyta; Magnoliopsida; Rosales; Rosaceae.
ACCACCUCUUUAGGUUGGCGCUCUCAAAAGCUGUCUGCGUCUCCUCCUCCAAUCUCUCUCUUUCUUUCUCCAUCAUGCCACCUUCCUUGGCGCUCACAACUCUCUCCAUUCCCCUUCUGCAAUUGCAUAACACGGGCUGCAAUGAGUUCGCGUACUUGAGAAAUUCCUGGGUUCCAAUUUCAUCGCCUAAGCUCACCCAAAUUUCUCUGAAUCAGAAGAACCGGUUUCGACAUUUCUCGUCAGCCAAUGGCAACAACAAUGAUUGUGGUUUGUCGGGUGCUGACAGCUUCUCUGCUGAAUCUGAAGGUUCAGUUGGAAAGAGUGAUAGUGGACAAGGAGUACCUUUCACAUCCAACGAGAUUUUGAAGAAAUUGAGGAGAUACGGAAUUUCUGGGUUUUUGUCAUAUGGGCUAUUGAAUACUGCUUACUAUCUUACGACAUUUCUCUUGGUAUGGUUCUAUGUUGCUCCAGCACCGGGGAGGAUGGGUUACCUCGCAGCUGUUAAGAGAUUCCUUAAAGUAAUGGCCAUGGUGUGGGCUGGAAGCCAGGUUACAAAGCUUGUACGAGCUGGAGGGGCCCUUGCUCUUGCUCCUUUUGUGGACAAGGGACUGUCAUGGUUCACGGUCAAGUUCCAUUUCAAGUCUCAGGGCAAGGCUUUCGCGGCGAUUGUUGGAUUUUGCUUUGGACUAGCCCUCGUUUUGUUUUUCGUGGUGACGCUGCUUUGGGCCUAACGUUGUUUCUGUGUGUCUGUUCUGACCGGAUUGUAACUUGCAAGGGAGCUAGGGAAGUCCCUCUUAUACGUACCGGAAUCUCUAGAUUAGCUUUCCAUAUUCAUUUUUGUUCCUUAGUUUCUUGUUCAACUAGAGGGCUCCUAUCAAUUUUGAAUUUUUUUUUCCUGAUCAAUUGAUUGUACUUACCAUAACGAGUGUCGAAUUACGUAUAGUACUUUUUUUUUUUGAGUAAUAGUCUAAUAUAAUUUAAACUACGGUACGGAGAACAAAA